Molecule: messenger RNA, 624 nt
Organism: Nematocida ausubeli
Lineage: Eukaryota; Fungi; Microsporidia
Exons: 1
Coding region: 1-624 (207 amino acids)
Source: RefSeq, a predicted model, not a curated record
AUGCGAGUUAUCUCUGAGUAUCUCUUCGCAAUCGACCAAUGGAAGCUCUUGGAGCAGUGGAAAAUAUACGCGAUCAAUACAUUGCCUCUGGGUAACAAAAUAAAAGAUGAAAUUCUACAGAUGAUGGAAUACCGGUCUGUAUACGACAUGCACAUAAAUGUGUACCGCAGCAAAACAUACAAGAUGCUCUCAAAGCACAGCGGGCAGCUAAAGUAUGAAAUACAGGAGUAUGCCAAGCUGGAGAAAAGAAUGCUUCUCCACCUCAACAAGCUGCGCUUUCACCUGCUCCCUCUCAUCCGGCACGACAUGUGCUAUCUCAAGUACUUUAUAUGCAACAAUGUGGAAGUAAAGAAGUUUGCCAAGCCAGCACAAAGCAAGUACUACACGCACAUACUUGAGCUGCUGUUCAUUGAAGAGUUUUCUCCUGCACAUGUGCACCUGCACGCAGGCAAGCUGCACAUAUAUUUAAGAAAGUCUCUUUUCAUCAAUAUUGAUAUACGGAGCACACUUGGCCGUGCAGAUGAAGUGCUUGUGGUUGCGCCUGCAGACAGAGCACUGACACCGCGGCAAAAGAAUCUUCUGCGAGGGAUCUUUGGUCUUCCUAUCCGGCAGAUGUUCUACUAG